CUUGCAGAAGUCAGAGGGUGACAGCAACUCGAUACCUAGCAUUUAUUCUUACAGCGUUGAUGUGCUCACCAUGCUCACUCUCGCCGUGCUUCGAAACCAGUUUACCUUUCCUCGAGUUAACAAACAAGCCUCGGAAGACUACAAUUCCCAGGAAGCCUCACUGCAGACCACGUCAAGGUGCCGUAGCGGUUAGUCAUCCUUCCUGAUACUUCCUUCCACUUCCUGGAGUCGGAACCCGAGGCUUCGCGGGGGCGCGCACUUUACGGACUUACCUAGCCGACCAGGCACCGGGGCGCGCGACCCCUGACGAGGAGUGUCGUCGUCACGUGACACAGGGGCGUACUUUUCUUGCCAAGCGCGCUCCGGUGCGCGUUCCCAGGGGGCGGCUGUCGGGCAUACGGGCUAGCUGGGUCCUCAGAUCGGGGCCCGGACUAGCCGGUGGUUGCCGGGGCCACGAGGCCAGAGAACCAGGAGGGCGGGGUCGGCUGUGGCACCGCGGCGACGACACACGGAGCGAGGGCCUGGGCCUGAAGGGAACGAUGCUGUGGUUCCAGGGCGCCAUCCCGGCGGCCAUCGCGUCUGCUAAGAGGAGCGGCGCGGUCUUCGUGGUGUUCGUGGCAGGGGAUGAUGAGCAAUCUAUACAAAUGGCUGCAAGUUGGGAAGAUGAAAAAGUGACAGAAGCAUCAUCAAACAACUUUGUUGCUAUUAAAAUUGAUACUAAAAGUGAAGCCUGUCUGCAGUUUUCACAAAUUUAUCCUGUAGUAUGUGUUCCAUCCAGUUUCUUUAUAGGAGACAGUGGAAUCCCUUUGGAAGUAAUAGCAGGGAGUGUUUCUGCAGAUGAACUUGUUACAAGAAUUCAUAAAGUCCAACAGAUGCACUCGUCAAAAGGUGAAACAUCAGUGACAAAUGACAACCAGUCAGAAAGUUCAGUAUCUACCCCAUCUGCCUCAUUCGAACCUGAUGUAUGUGAAAGUCCCGAGUCCAAAAAUACAGAGCUUUGUGAGACACCAGCUACCUCUGACACAAAGUCAGAUACUGCAACAGGAGGAGAAUGCACAGGUCAUGACAGCCACUCUCAGGAGCCUCAUGGAUGUUCAAACCAGAGACCAGCCGAGGACCUCACCGUCAGAGUAGAAAGCAGACUAACAAAAAAACUUGAAGAAAGGAGAGAAGAGAAGAGGAAGGAAGAAGCGCAGAGAGAGAUUAAGAAGGAAAUUGAAAGGAGAAAAACUGGAAAGGAAAUGUUGGAUUAUAAAAGAAAACAAGAAGAAGAAUUAACAAAAAGAAUGUUAGAAGAAAGAAGCAGAGAGAAGGCAGAAGAUAGAGCGGCUCGAGAGCGCAUCAAGCAGCAGAUUGCCCUGGAUCGUGCAGAAAGAGCUGCUCGUUUUGCAAAGACAAAGGAAGCAGAGGCUGCCAAAGCUGCUGCCUUGCUGACCAAGCAGGCAGGAACGGAAGUCAAGAGAGAGUCUACAACGCGAGACAGAAGCACCAUUGCAAGAAUUCAGUUCCGGCUGCCUGAUGGUUCUUCCUUUACAAACCAGUUUCCUUCUGAUGCUCCUCUAGAAGAAGCGAGGCAGUUUGCUGCACAGACUGUGGGCAACACCUAUGGUAAUUUUUCACUAGCCACCAUGUUUCCCAGAAGAGAAUUCACCAGAGAAGACUAUAAGAGGAAGCUGCUGGAUCUGGAGCUCGCCCCCAGCGCCUCUGUGGUGCUGCUGCCAGCAGGCCGGCCGGCCACAUCCAUUGUCCACGCUUCUAGCGGAGACAUUUGGACAUUACUGGGGACGGUGCUUUACCCAUUCCUGGCCAUAUGGAGAUUAAUUAGCAAUUUUUUAUUUAGCAAUCCUCCUCCUGCACAGACUUCAGCAAGAGCCACAUCCACAGAGCCUUCAAACUCUGCAUCAUCCAGCAAGUCAGAGAAAAGGGAACCAGUCCGAAAAAGAGUGCUGGAAAAACGAGGGGAAGACUUUAAAAAAGAAGGGAAAAUAUACAGACUGAGGACUCAAGAUGACGGUGAAGACGAGAACAACACUUGGAAUGGAAACUCCACGCAGCAGAUGUAGGGUAGCGAGCAGUGCAGAUUCUCACUGUUUCCUUAGGACUCCACUCAGCGAGACUGCUGCUGGAGAAGUGGGUCAGCUUUAUGUUUUCAGACCGUGUAUAGUCUUUAUUUCUGCUAAGAGGUUUUGAGUUAAGUUGUUUAACCUGAAAAAGUCAAACAUGAAAUAGCUGGAUGCUAGGUCCUUGUGUAGGGUAACCAGCUGUUAAGUCUAGAAGAAUCCCAAGGCCACCCUGCCACCACCGCUCCUACUCAGACUCCACAGCCCCUAGCCCAGUGUUUCAUUUAGGAUACUUUUUGCUGCAAGAUUCUCAAGCCACACACAGUAACUGGUAUGUCACUGAGUAGUCUGAGCCCUGAGCACCUCAGCGCGCUAAUCAGGUGAUAACUGAUGUUUAGCGUUUCUCUUUGCACUCAUCAGCCUCAAAAACAACAACAAAAAAAUCUUGUAGUUUUUGAUCUUACUUAAAUAUCAAAUAAAAAAGGUUUUCAAAAAACCAGAAUGAUCUUAUUUUUGCUGUGAGCAUCUUUGUUGUACAGGGCUGUAUCCAGGUCACUUUUGUCUGACUUUUUCCUCCCAGUGCGGCCCUGAAGAUGUCAGCAAAAUAACUGAGUACCUUUAUUUAGAAAAAUAAAAUGUAGAAACUCUGUGUCCUAGGUUACUGAUGCAUCUGUUUUGUAACCUGUUCUCAUCGAUGCCAGGCAGAUGAGAAUGGCCAGUCUGCGGCUUAGAUUGUUCACUAAUAUUCCUACUGAAAUCUCACAUGCAGCAGUCACACUUGCCAGGCCAAAGCCCAGCACUGUAACACUAGGGUAGAGAGAAGGCACUUCAUCCCCAUUAUUCCUGAAAGUUGGGGCGUCUGAAACGUGGGUUAUGUUUUGCUGUUCUUCUGUUUUUAGAAUGGAAAGUCAACCUGACCCUGUGUCAGAGAACAGGAGGAAGAACUCCUCUCCCUGUGGAGUAACACGCACACGCGUGUCGCGUGUGAGCUGUGGUGCUGGUGGGAAGCAGGGGGCAGCUAAAGUGCUGGGGCAACAGAACCUUCCUGAAAACAAGCCUAGGAACUUUAAAUAUGUCAUAUUUUCACACAAUAGCUUUUUGUAAGUAAUGAUCCUCAUUCCAGAAGUUUAGCUAUGAAUAGUCCUAAUAUUAGUUAACUUAAAACUGAAAACAACAAAAUGCCUUCUGUAGACGUAAUUACUGUUGAGAAAUGGAACAUGCUAAUCCAGCACUUGCCAUGUUUAUUGAAUGUCUGCGAUGUUGGUGGAAAGAAGGCAGGAAGCAUAGCUGUAGGCACAGGAUGAAUUGAGCUUUGUAAAUUGUGUGUGUAGAGGGUAACGGGCUAAUAUAUAUGUAAAGAGAAGAACACAUUAAUGAUGUAUGUCCUUGGAGUUCUCUUGCAGUCUUCUUCUGCAUUGAUCACAUUUGUUAAAACUUUUUAAAGAAGUUGUUUGCCAGGCAUGGUGGCUCACACGUAAAAUCCCAGCGCUUGGGAAUCAGGUGCAGGAGUUUAAGGGCCAGGCUGGUCUACAUAGCAAGUUCAGGCCAGACAGGACUACAAGGUCAACAACAAAAAUGCAAGUUUUUAAAACUUUGUAGGAACCAUCUCAUCUAAUAUCCAGUCAUCUGAAAACACAGCAAGCUGGGCGUGGCAUCUUGUUCCUGAACAGUACUUGGGAGAUGGGGCAGGGGUCUCAAAGCUCAAGGUUAUCCUCAGGUCCAGGCUCAAGUCCAGCCUAGGCAGAGUGAGAUCUGUCUCUGCAAUAACGAGGCAAUAUAUGAGUUUAAAAAAAAAAAAACUUGUUAAUGGUAUGAAUCCUGGAGAAACAUUAAGUACCUCAAGUCAAUUUGUCUUGAAGAAAAUCAAAUACAAGUCUUAAAAUGUCCAUAGUUCAUGUGUGAGUAACAGGAUCACUCUUCAAUGUUAUCUCUUUAAAAAGUACACAUGGAGCUGGGCGUGGUAGCCAGGUCUGGUGGGAUCAAAGGCGUGCGCAUUUCUGAGUUUGAGGCCAGCCUGGUCUACAAAGUGAGUUCCAGGACAGCCAGGGCUACACAGAGAAACCCUGUCUCCAAAAAACCAAAAGAAAAAAAAAAAGUACACAUGGUUGAAAAAAACCUCAGAAUGUAAGAAAAGGGUGUCUCUGUCCCAGCGUCUACCCUACUGCCACUACCCAGAGGUAACCUCUAGUCAUAAUUUCUAAUGUCAUUUUUAGAAAAAUUUUAUGCAUAUAAUCAAAUAUGUAAUCUUUAUUUUUAAAUAAAUGGGAUCAUAUUGUAU
Messenger RNA from Mus caroli (Ryukyu mouse), 4338 nucleotides. It is a transcript of the gene Ubxn4, whose product is annotated as UBX domain protein 4. Gene Ontology annotation, cellular component: endoplasmic reticulum. Lineage: Eukaryota; Metazoa; Chordata; Mammalia; Rodentia; Muridae. Gene Ontology annotation, molecular function: protein binding. The record is from RefSeq and is a predicted model, not a curated record. Gene Ontology annotation, biological process: ERAD pathway.